GAUAAUGGAAAUCGGAGGGGUCAGUUAAUCGAAUUCGUAUUUUACAUUUGCUUAAGUAGUUCUUUUUCAACCUUUUAAAUGAUUAUUUCGUGCUAAAAGUCAGAAUGGUGGAAGAAAAGGAACCAAGGAAACAGUAUGUGAAAUGGGCAGCUAUUUUAUGGUAUAUUUAUAUACACGUUUUAGGAGUAUACGCUAUCUGGUUGAUGUUUACUUCUGCCAAAUGGAUGACUAUAUUUUAUACAAUUUUCGUAAUAGCUAUUAGUUAUCUUGGAGUGACAGCAGGUGCUCAUAGAUUGUGGGCCCAUAAAACAUACGAAGCCAUAGGAUUUAUUAAAUUAUUCCUUAUGCUUGCUCAUACCCUUGCAGGAGUAGGUUCGAUAUACGACUGGGUAUUAUAUCACAGAAUUCAUCAUAAAUAUUAUGGGACUGAUAAGGAUCCUUACAACCAUAAAAAAGGAUUUCUCUACAGCCAUUAUAUAAGUAAUGUAUUGUCGCCCAAUAUGAGUCAUGAGGAAAUGAAACGUAACAUUGAUUUACGCGAUAUUGACAAUGAUGUUUAUAUUUACUUUCAAAAAAUGUAAGUUUUUUUUAAACAUGUAUUUUAUAUU
Molecule: messenger RNA, 608 nt
Organism: Apis dorsata (giant honeybee)
Lineage: Eukaryota; Metazoa; Arthropoda; Insecta; Hymenoptera; Apidae
Product: acyl-CoA Delta(11) desaturase-like
Exons: 4
Coding region: 105-581 (158 amino acids)
Biological process (GO): unsaturated fatty acid biosynthetic process
Cellular component (GO): endoplasmic reticulum membrane
Molecular function (GO): stearoyl-CoA 9-desaturase activity; iron ion binding
Source: RefSeq, a predicted model, not a curated record